UUUUUUUCUAAUCGAAAAAAUGUUGUGCCGCGUGAAGCAAAAACAAAUCAAAUAAUACCGCUUCGACCAUUGGCGUUAAGCUGUAAUCUAACCUAACCUAGCUUAAAAUAUUUCAAAAAUUCAGUUAAAUUAAAUUCGUUAGUCGCGCUACUUAAGUGAAAAAAGUCUACGAGCAUGUGCAUUUUGACAGUCUAGUGUAAAAACGAUAUAACAUUGUGGGAAUUGUGACUCCUAUAUGUUUUUAUCAUCGAAUAAUGUUAAAAGUAUCAUGUCUUUAAAACAAGGUGAUAUUUUUAAUGUUAUGUUAUUAAAUUGUUUUUAUGAUGUGUUACUGAAUCAUUACAUUAGUUAUGGAUGGUGCUAUUAAAAUUAUGAAAAAAAAAAUUAUUUUUGAUAUUGAUAUGAUAACAAAAAUGUAAACAGCCUCUUUCAUAUUGUUUAGAUAUACAUACAUAUGUAUAUAAAAGGAGUAUUCUCAGCAAUAUGGACCCAUGUAAUAAAAUUAUGUCACCUUUUAACGUGAUAUUGUUUUAAAAUUAGAAAAGGGAAAUGUAUGUACAUAUAUGUACAUAAAAAUGAGCAGAGAAUUUAAUUUAUCGACAUAAAGAGACAUUUAAAUUUUAAAAAAUAACAAAUAACAAUAAAGCAACUGGAUGUCUUGUUUUAACAUGCAACUAAACUUCAUUGACAAUGAAAAGAGGGCUCCUAUUAAACCAACUUAUACACUGCAAAGUAAAAAAAUAUAUUAUAGAAUUUGUUGGAUUUCACUAUUCUAUUCAACGUUGAAAGGAAACCUUCCCGACAAAUAUAUGUAAUUGAUUACGUCGCAAUGAAUUCUAUUAAAAGUGUUAAAAAAACUGAAGAAAAAUAUUGGGCUAUUAAUAAUUGAGUUUAUCGAGCAAUACAUAAGUUUAUUGAUAAUAAUUCAAACUAUUAACUGGUUGACAGGUAGCUUACUGCCCAAAACCACAACAAGCUAUAAAAUUCUACAGAAAGAAUAUAUAAAGCAGUUCUUCUUUGAAAAACGUGUUGGUAGCGGAGGAACUUGAUAUCAAUAAUUAAGGAGAGUUGGAUAAUCAGGAAAAUUCGGAUUGGCAAAUAUAUAACCAAUUGUAUAUUGUAGAGAUAUCAGUUCUUGAUAUCAGAUAUUCUAACCGGAUAUAUAUUCCUUAAAUUUAAUACCUUCUUUACCUUCGUUGCUUUCAAGCGUAUAAAGUUUUUCUACUUUAAAAUGUCAUUGAUAAUGUGGAAUAGAAAUUUGCUCGCGGCUUCCGUAAUGGUUGAUAAAUCGGAGAAUAUGUACAGAUGACAUAGUGUUGGAAUUAACGGAUUCAAAACCUAUAUUUCUAAUAAAUAGUCCUUUGAUUAUUUAAACCAGCAAUAAAUAUGUUUAAUAGUCAGGACACAGUUUCUGGCUAUCCAUCUUCUUGUGAAGCAUUAAACUUGAAAUCAAGGAGACCUGUAAAUAAAAAAGUGGAAACUUCGUAUUUAGAUAUAGAUGAAAAUAUUCAGUCCUCUCGUAUAGCUACCAAAAACAAAAUUUUGAAGCUUAAUUGGUGGCAUUCGACCCAUCAAUUGCAGGAUGUAGAAGCAAUAUUAACACAAUCCAAAAGAAAAGAACCUGAAAAGGGCGAGAACUCUAAUAAACAUGAAAAUAACAACACGGUGUCUACUACACUGCAGUCAAAAUCUAACUCCAUAUUUUCUGGAACUCAAGGCGUGAUGGGAGAAAAGAAAAAAGAACCAGUAUUGGAAGCAGGCAUCGAUGAUUGUGACGUGAAAGACUCACAUAGACUUGUUGAAGAUGCUAAACCAUGUACUGGAAUUUUAAAUCCAGAUCAGGAAGACCAAAUGACUAUAAAAGGAUAUCGCCAUUCUUAUUUACGAUGCAUAAUUUGCUGGACUUGUAUUUGCCUGACAGGUGGUAUAUUACGCCUCGUCCUGCAUUGGUGGCGUCAUUGGCAUUUAUUUGCUACUAGCUGUCAAUGCCCUUUAGAUGAGGCAGAAAAGGUUUUGGUUACAGAAGACUUUGAAGGGAAGCACAAGCAGUAUUACGUAAAAAAUAUCUGUGCUUUAAAUGUGAAUAAUCCAAGAUCACUAUGCCUUAUGGAAACAGAUUUAAAAAACAUAAAUCCAGGAAUUAAUGAUCACGGUUUACAACUGUCAGUUCAUUUUAAUUCAGGAAAAUUUAUAAAAUGUUCAUCUAUACGAAUUUUUCGGUGCAAACAGUUGGUAUAUGCGUGGGAUAAUUCCCUUCAUUCUUUCAAAAAAAUUAAUGGCUUGGAUGUAAAUAUUCCAUGUGCAUAUUAUCACCAACAACGCGGAUUGAGUUCAAAUGAUCAAAUAUCAAGGCGCAUUGUAUAUGGAGACAAUCAAAUAACUAUUCCGUUACGUGAUUUUAAAACCUUGCUUUUUUUAGAAAUUUUGAACCCGUUUUAUGUUUUCCAAAUAUUCUCGGUUAUCCUGUGGUUCGCUUAUGACUAUUACUAUUAUGCUUGUGUUAUACUUCUAAUGUCAUUCUUUGGAAUUACUGUCUCAAUUUUACAAACUAAAAAGAAUCAAGACGUACUGUAUAAAACUGUUUCCAACACAGGAACAGCUUGGAUUAUUAACAAUAAAGGCGUAUCCAGUGAAUUCCCAACGCAAGCAUUAGUGCCUGGCGAUAUUAUCGAAAUACCAUCAUCAGGAUGUACUAUGCAAUGUGACGCAGUAUUAUUGUCAGGCAGCUGCAUAAUAGAUGAAUCAAUGCUUACAGGAGAAAGUGUCCCGAUUACAAAAACGCCACUGCCAUCGAAACGUGAUUUAAUUUUUGACAAGAAAGAGCAUGCUAGACAUACACUAUUUUGCGGAACGAAAGUUAUUCAGACUCGCUAUAUUGGAUCCAAGAAAGUAUUAGCAUUUGUUAUCAACACAGGAAAUAUUACAGCAAAAGGCGAACUAAUACGGUCUAUUAUUUAUCCCCCACCAGUGGAUUACAAGUUUGAGCAAGAUUCGUAUAAAUUUAUACAAUUUCUGGCAAUAAUAGCUUGUUUUGGGUUCAUUUAUACAUUGAUAUCAAAGAUACUGCGUGGAACGGAUCCUGUUAAAAUAGCUGUAGAGUCUUUGGAUCUUAUCACAAUUGUCGUACCACCAGCACUUCCGGCGGCAAUGACUGUUGGUCGCUUCUACGCACAAAAGCGUUUGAAGGCUAAUAAUAUAUUUUGCAUUUCUCCAAGAUCAAUAAAUGUAGCUGGGAGUAUCAAUUGUUGCUGCUUUGAUAAGACAGGAACACUUACCGAAGAUGGCCUUGACAUGUGGGGUGUUGUUCCAAAAUCGUCUACAAAUCAAUUUCAAAUACCAUUGAGAGAUGUCCUUCGUCUUCCGUAUGAUCAUUUUCUUUUUGGUAUGGUAACAUGUCAUUCAAUAACCAUUCUUAAUGGCAUAAUGAUGGGUGAUCCGCUGGACCUCAAAAUAUUUCAGUCUACAGGAUGGAGUCUAGAAGAUUCAAAAAACAUUCCAGAAAAAGAAAAAUAUGGAAUUAUUUAUCCAAUAAUAUUGCGGCAACCGAAGAGUUGUAUAUAUAAUAUUCCUGAAUUAAACGUUAGUACUGGACAUCAAAUUUCCCGACAAUCUUCUGUAGAGGAUUUACUUGCCACAGUUGGUCUCACACAAGCUCAGAAGCAUUUUGAUCAUGGAAUUGUUCGAGAAUUUCCCUUUACAUCGACUUUACAACGAAUGUCUGUUAUCACUCGAUGUCUUAGUGCUAAUUUAUUUAACGUGUACACCAAAGGUUCUCCUGAGAUGAUAAAACAGUUAUGCAAACCUCAAAGUUUACCAGAAGGAUACUCGCAACAAUUGUCUAUAUUUGCAAAGAAAGGAUAUAGAAUUAUUGCGAUUGCGUUCAAGGCUCUUGACCCAAAAGUUAACUACACAAAAAUUCAGCGGUUUUCCCGUGAAGAUGUGGAAAAUGAUCUUGAAUUUCUUGGUUUCGUUAUACUGGAGAAUCGUUUAAAGCCAGACACAACUGAAGUAAUCAAUACAUUAAAUGCGGCGAAGAUUCGAACUAUAAUGAUCACUGGUGACAACAUUUUAACAGCUAUCAGUGUUGCUCGUGAUUGUGGCAUAGUUAACUCAUCUCAAGCCGUGAUUACUGUGCAUGCAGAUCCGGUUAACAGAUCUGAACACAAUUCUGAUGAUAGUUACCGUCAUAAUAUUAAAAUGAGUAUCGACCAGAAUAGACAAUAUCAGUUACAAUACACAUUAGAUACGGGCAGUAAUAUUUGUGCUUCACAUCAAUUAUCUAAUAAUGGUAAUUUUUUUUUACAAGAAAGCACUGCAAGUAACUGCAGCGCCGAGAGUACGAUGAAUCUUCCCCGUAUAACGUCAAAUAACUCCUUCGAAAAUGAAUCUUAUAAAAGUUAUAAUGAAAGCGUUGUACGUUUAAGUAAUAGUUCGGCGAGUGUAGAGACCAUAGAUACGUGGACUCACAAUGAUACAACAGAUGUUCACGUAGAACUUGAAACGAACAUUAUUCAAGAAAGUAAAUGGCAGCAACAAUAUACAUUUGCAAUGGAUGGAAACACCUGGCAAAUUGUAAAAGAUCAUUUCCCCGAGCAACUUGGAAUUAUAUUAACACGCGGAUCAAUUUAUGCACGUAUGUCCCCUGAGCAGAAACAAGCUUUAGUUAUGGAACUCCAAAAUGUUGACUACUGUGUAGCUAUGUGUGGUGACGGGGCUAAUGAUUGCGGCGCUCUAAAGGCUGCGCAUGCUGGUAUUUCGCUUAGCGAAACUGAAUCCUCUAUUGCAUCCCCAUUUACUUCCCAUAAUUCUACGAUUUCAGCGGUUAUAAAUGUUAUUAAAGAAGGCCGAGCUGCAUUGGUAACAUCUUUUGGUAUUUUUAAGUACAUGGCCGCCUAUUCGCUUGUCCAGUUCAUAUCUGUAAUGAUAUUGUAUUCAAUCGAUUCCAACUUGACAGAUAAACAGUAUCUCUAUGUUGACCUUGGGCUAAUUUCGAUAUUUGCCUUUUUUUUUGGAAAAACGGAAUCUUUUGAUGGAAAAUUAGUAAAGCAAGUGCCGCUUAGCUCUUUAAUUUCUACGACACCCCUGGCCUCGCUUUUACUUCACCUUGCUGCCGUCACAAUUUUUCAGGUGACGGGUUGGUUUCACCUACGACAACAACCAUGGUUCACACCUUUUCAACAAACUGAUGAGGAACAUUUAGGUUGUUAUGAAAAUUAUACAAUGUUUUGCAUAUCUAGUUUUCAGUACAUAAUUCUGGCGUUUGUUUUUUCCAAAGGUGCCCCUUACAGAAAACCCUUGUGGUCAAACUUUUCGCUGUGCUUAGCAUUUAUUGUUAAUCUUAUUAUCAUAGUUUAUUUGGCAAUUUAUCCCAGCGAAUGGGUAUCAAAUUUUUUUCAACUCAUAGUACCUCCAGCAAUGAAAUUUCGAUAUAUUAUAAUUAUUUACGGUAUUGCUGCAUUCGCAUGCCAUAUUUUUGUCGAGUCUUAUCUGGUUGAAUAUCUGAUAUUCAAAAAGUAUCAAGCAAAGCGUGAACAAAAUUGGAUUACAUCGAAACAAAAAUAUAUGCGUUUGGAGUAUGAUAUUACCCAAAUUGGAAAUUGGCCGCCCAUAACUGAAAAAUAUGAACCGAUCGAAUCGCCUGCAUGGGAAGAAGGUCAGCCUAGAUAUAUUAGUUUAAUGGCGGAACAAAACCACGAUCCGCAGAAAACUUUAUUUCCAGGUUUUUGAAUCGUCGCUCAGAUAAUUUAAAGUAUACAAUUUUGUUAUUCACUAUAUAUAAAUUGCUGCGAAUGAAAUAUGUGUAUAUUAUAUAAAUUUUAUUGUAUAAAAAAGCGCACUAAAAACUUUCAAUGCACAUAAAUUAUUCUUGCUAGCAGUAAAAUACAAUUAGUUGUACUUAAGUCAUGGUGAUAUGAUGUACAAAAGUUCUGUUUUUUGGUUAUAAAUAAAAUAAUAUAAAUGGAAUGAUUAAAUAGAUUAAAGGUAAUGUGAAGUUCUUUUAUCUGAAUUUGAAAUGGACGUUUUAAAAUAAAUGUAUUAAAGAAGUUA
Drosophila ananassae is the source of this 6048-nucleotide messenger RNA. RefSeq names its product polyamine-transporting ATPase 13A3 (gene anne). Gene Ontology annotation, molecular function: ATP hydrolysis activity; ATPase-coupled monoatomic cation transmembrane transporter activity; ATP binding. Gene Ontology annotation, biological process: polyamine transmembrane transport; intracellular calcium ion homeostasis. The record is from RefSeq and is a predicted model, not a curated record. The transcript is spliced from 9 exons. Lineage: Eukaryota; Metazoa; Arthropoda; Insecta; Diptera; Drosophilidae. The coding region runs from base 1387 to 5727 and encodes 1446 amino acids. Gene Ontology annotation, cellular component: membrane.